Molecule: messenger RNA, 1358 nt
Organism: Vitis riparia (riverbank grape)
Lineage: Eukaryota; Viridiplantae; Streptophyta; Magnoliopsida; Vitales; Vitaceae
Product: WAT1-related protein At1g68170-like
Exons: 7
Coding region: 84-1169 (361 amino acids)
Cellular component (GO): plasma membrane
Molecular function (GO): transmembrane transporter activity
Source: RefSeq, a predicted model, not a curated record
AUAGAGUCAUUUGGCUUCAGUUAUAGACAACCCAACUAUCUAAAGCUCUUGCAAUACACAAGUACCCAGUGUUGAGAUAUUACAUGGCCGGGACGUUCAGUAAGCUUUUGGAAGGGCUGAAACCAGUCAUGGUAAUGGUGAUAAUUCAGAUCGCAUUUGGUGGAAUAAAUAUUUUCUAUAAAUUGGCUACGAAUGAUGGCAUGAGCGUGAAGAUUAUGGUCGCCUAUCGAAUGAUGUUUGCUGCCGCUUCAAUGGUUCCCCUUGCUCUAAUAUUAGAAUGGAAGAGUAGACCGAAAUUGACAAGAAGGAUUUUCAUUCUAAGUUUCUUCUUAGGCAUAUUUGGAGGAUCAUUAAGCCACAAUUUAUAUGCUGAGAGUUUGGCUUUAACAUCUGCAACAUUUGUAGCAGCAAUGACUAAUCUUAUUCCUGCUAUGACAUUUGUUAUGGCUAUUAUCUUAAGGAUGGAGAGUUUGGCAAUUAGAACAAAUGUAGGAAAAGCUAAGGUGUUGGGCACGAUAUUAAGCAUAGGUGGUGCAAUGAUUCUCACAUUUUACAAAGGAGUAGAGAUGAAUAUAUGGUCAACAAACAUCAACUUGCUACAUCAUCAUCAUCAUGACAUGACAGUUUCACAGCAGUCGUCUUCUGGCAAUCAAGCAUUGGGCGGAUUUUUAGGUGUUGCCAGUGCUGUGUCUAUGGCAAUCUGGAUGAUACUUCAGGCUAAGUUGAGUAUGGUAUAUCCAUCUUACUCUGCUACUGCUCUUAUGUCCAUUUGUGCGUCCAUCCAAUCAGUUGUAUAUGCCCUUUGCACUGAAAGGGAUUGGUCUGCAUGGAAGCUUGGUUGGAAUAUCAGACUUGUCACUGUUGUUUAUACUGGAGUGGUAGGCUCUGGGUUGAUGGUUGCACUAAUGACCUGGGUUGCACGCAGAAGGGGAGCAUUGUUUAUAUCUUCUUUUUACCCAUUAUUGCUUGUUGUAGUCGCCAUUGCUGGCUCACUGAUGCUAGAGGAGAAGCUACAUGUGGGAAGCAUGUUAGGAGCUGUGUUUAUCAUCCUGGGCUUAUACAGCGUGCUAUGGGGAAAAAGCAAGGAGAUGAUGACAACGACCCAACUCAAUGCAUUUAAAAGCUCUAAAGAAUCAGAAUCCAGAGAUAUUGCUGCUGUAGAACCUUAAUUUGGUGAUCCUAGGCCGCUACCUUUAUUUUUUCAGCCAAUAGGAUAGCCAAGGAGCUGGUGCAUGUGCUGUCUACAACUAUCAUGGUACAUAGACAGUGUUAUAUUGAUAUGUUUAGCACAAUAUGUAGAUAAAGCAACCAGACUGGAUGCAAUAGCUAGAUUUUGUGUCACAGAAAUUAAGAUAAUA